Messenger RNA from Prorocentrum cordatum, 795 nucleotides. NCBI's taxonomy places the organism in Eukaryota, Dinophyceae, Prorocentrales, Prorocentraceae. The record is from the annotation of a GenBank genome assembly.
AUGGCUGGGUUCAGCAAAACCACGACGGCCUACCGCAGAAGGCUGGAUACAGGCAGGAGGACAUCAACGAGAUCCACGGCAGUUGGUACGAUCCUUCGAACCCAGUCGUUCUCUAUCCACGGUAGUCUCCGUGGCGAUCUAUACAAAGACAUGAAGAAUUUGGCAAAGACAGCCGAUCUUGUGUUGGUCCUUGGUACGUCUCUGUCUGGUCUCAAUGCGGACCUAUGUGUCACCCAAACUGCUGGCAGAUCAUUGCCGAAUCUGUUUGGCGAAGCUACCUCGCUGGGCUCUGUCAUCAUCUCACCGCAGCGCACUCCUGAGGAUGGGGAAGCCAGUCUCCGCUUUUUCGCCACAGCAGACGACGUCAUGGAGGCCUUGGCAAAGGAGCUUCAUUUUCGCGUUCCCUCGGAUCCUUGGUACAGGAUGGCUAGCUUUAGUUCUGAGCUCCGCGUGAAGGUUCCAUAUGAUAAGAAUGGAAAGCGGUCCAACAAAGUCCAGACUUGGUGGGAUCUUUCCCCGGGAUCAAAGCUGACAGUGUCAAAACAAAACAACAUCGAAGGUGCACAGCAACCUUCAUAUUUGCAUAUCACGCCCACCGUCGAGGGUGAGGUUUUUCUCCUCAACGAGCGGUCGCGCUACAUCAGCAUUCGCUUCGGAGGUGGCCAAACAGCCAUGCAGCUUGGUGUUUGGUGGAUUGAUGCGGCAUUGAGAGGAGGAGUUGAUCACCUGCCCGUGGUCAACGUCGGCGCCGUGGAAGAGCCACAGCAGAUAUUGUCGAGUCAGUGCAGGGCUUGA